This is a messenger RNA of Mycena indigotica, 366 nucleotides long. RefSeq names its product Sm domain-containing protein. Gene Ontology annotation, biological process: nuclear-transcribed mRNA catabolic process; mRNA splicing, via spliceosome. NCBI's taxonomy places the organism in Eukaryota, Fungi, Basidiomycota, Agaricomycetes, Agaricales, Mycenaceae. The transcript is spliced from 4 exons. Gene Ontology annotation, molecular function: RNA binding. Gene Ontology annotation, cellular component: U2-type prespliceosome; catalytic step 2 spliceosome; U6 snRNP. The record is from RefSeq and is a predicted model, not a curated record. Bases 1 to 366 code for a protein of 121 amino acids.
AUGGACCGCGGACGUGGUGGGCCGCCAAGAGGAGCUCCGAGAGGGGGUAUGCGUGGUGGGCCAAGAGGUGGGGGACCGUCGUCGUCGAUGGAGAAACCCAAACGCGAAGCCAUCCUCGACUUGUCCAAAUACGUCAAUGAGAGAAUCCGAGUCAAAUUUACUGGUGGUCGCGAGGUAAAUGGUGUCCUCAAAGGAUACGACCAGUUAUUGAAUCUUGUCCUUGAUGAUGUUGUGGAGCAAAUGCAAGAACCAGACCUUCAUACGCGACAACUUGGACUGGUCGUCCUCCGUGGCCCCACAAUCACCCUUGUCAGUCCUGUUGAUGGCUCGGAGGAGAUCGCAAACCCAUUCCUUGCCCCCGAAUAG